UUUACCUGUCUUUCUCUAUCACUCUCUUUCUCUCUUUCUCUCUUUCUCUAUAAACUUAUAGCCUUUAGAAAAAUGGAUCUCCAUCAUGGUUUGACAGAGAAGGUCUUCAUCAGAGAAUUCAAUGAAGAUAGAGACUUAAAGAUGGUUGAGAAGCUUGAAAUGAGCUGUGAGAUUGGUUCUAGAAGAGGUUUCUCUAUCCUUACCAACAUGAUGGGAGAUCCUCUUUGCAGGAUUAGGCUUUAUCCUCUUCAUGUUAUGUUGGUUGCAGAGUUGGCCGGAAAUGGUGAAGUUGUUGGUGUAGUGAGGGGCUGCAUGAAGUUUGUGGGGACUGGCCUAGGAACUAACAAUGUGAGGAUGGGGUGCAUUCUUGGCCUAAGGGUCUCUCCUAAGCAUAGGCGAAUGGGGAUAGCAACGAAGCUCGUCAAGUUUAUCGAAAAUUGGGCAAUUAGAAAUGGAGCAGAAUACAUGUCCUUAGCCAUUGAAGAGAACAACAUUGCAUCCAUUAAUCUCUUUGUUCUUAAAUUUGAUUACAUGAGGUUGAACUCCUUAUGGAUACUGAUUCAACCUCUAGAACCUCAUGCAAAGAAGAUCAAACAACCAUCACACAAUGUGAAGAUAGAAAAACUAAGUGUGGAACAAGCAAUAUCUUUGUAUAAAAACAAGAUUGGAGGAGGAAAACUAUUUCCCGGUGACAUCGAUGCCAUACUCGAAGAGAAACUAAGCCUUGGUACAUGGGUAUCUUACUAUGAAGAUGAACAAUGGAGUGGCUUGCAUUGCAAUAAGAUCAAGGAAGAUGAUGAUGAUGAUGAUCAUGAAUUUAUUCACAAGACUCCAAACUCUUGGGCCAUUCUUAGCAUUUGGAAAACAUAUGAAUCCUAUGAACUUCAAAUAAGAGGAGCACCUAUUGUAAGGUUCUUUCACUCCACUCUAAGCCACAUAACAUCAAAAGUUUUACCUUGCCUAAGGGUAUACCCUUCAAGUGAACUCCUUUCAAAGCCUUUUGGAUUUCUCCUCCUUUAUGGACUCCAUGGAGAAGGAGAAAGGGUUGGGGAGCUCAUCAAAUCCUUGUGGUUUUUCGCGCAAAGUUUAGCGAAAAAUACUAAGGAUUGCAAAGUGGUUGUCACUGAACUUGGAGCUUGUGAUCCUCUAAGAGAGCAUGUGCCAUUGAGUUCUUUCACUUCUCGCAUCGAUGAUCUUUGGUUUAUAAAGAGAGUAGGAGGUGAUGCUAUCAAUGGCGAUAUCGAUAUAGCUCAUGAUGCUCAAGCAAUUUCAAGCAUUUUCAUCGAUCCACGGGAUUUUUAGAAACAAAAUUCUGGUGUUCUUGAAUCUUCAUGCAUAUGAUCAUAUUUACUUAAAUUUCAUGUGCUGAAUCUAUGGAAGUAACUAUAUCCCUUUUUCUAAAUAGUGUUUGGAUAUCAUCUUUUUGUAAUCUUUAAUAAACAUGCAAAAGACUCUUUUGGCAAAAGAUUUU
Dioscorea cayenensis subsp. rotundata (Guinea yam) is the source of this 1471-nucleotide messenger RNA. Its product is annotated as probable N-acetyltransferase HLS1-like. Gene Ontology annotation, molecular function: acyltransferase activity, transferring groups other than amino-acyl groups. NCBI's taxonomy places the organism in Eukaryota, Viridiplantae, Streptophyta, Magnoliopsida, Dioscoreales, Dioscoreaceae. The record is from RefSeq and is a predicted model, not a curated record. Bases 73 to 1302 code for a protein of 409 amino acids. The transcript is spliced from 3 exons.